CCCCCAUCUCCUGUUUGCUCUCUGACUUUUACUUUUCGGCAUGUUUUCCCAGUGACCGACAGCGAAUAUCGGGCAGACGGUCUUGAUCCGCGCUCUCCGAUGGGCGCUCGCGAGAGGGCUCGUGGGACGGUGAGCUCCGGCCGCGCUGGUGUGUUGUGUUGGACACACGACGUGAUUCAGACUCAGUGGUGACGGGGAGGUGGUGGCGGUCACCCGCGCAUGGAUCCGUACUGCGCAGUGAUGACCGGUUGGUGAGGCACCAAACGCGCAGAUCGAGCCAGCUUGUCUAGGGCGAGCUGAGCGACUCUGCGAGACGAAAGCGACAGCGACUCGGAGACGAGACGAACUCCAGCUGGUAGGUCAGAAGAGAGACGGAUGGCUGUUUGGCUCGUUUCGAAGAAGCUGGUUCAAUUUGAUCUGGCUCGAGGUGAGGUGAUACCAGAAGAACUCGACGAAAGCUGGCGGUGAUGUAAACGAGAGCUGUGAAAUGCGGCGCGGAAUGCCGAGUCGGCCGUAACUUGUCAGUGGAGAAAUGAUGGGCGACUGAAGACGAGAUACAGAAGAGACAAGCAUCAGCGAGAAGUGAAAUCCGGCGACGUGUGAGUAAUUCACAAACGGAGUGGUCGCCGGUUUGUGAUGUAUGUCACUGAUGACCGACUCGAAGCAAAAAUCAGACUUUGAUGCGAGUGAAUGCUAGCUGAACGCAGCGACGAACGGUGACAGUCAAGCUUAUUAAAAAAGCAAAGAGACAGACUGGUUAAUGGCAGUGCCAACAUUACAUGCGGUGUUUCGUACACUGCGCUGCGCUAAGUGAUCAGUGACGCCGCCGUCAUGUCUGCUGUGACGGGCUCCCCGUCGCCGGCUCCGUGUCUGUCGGGGGCGGAGCCGGGCGGCGCCGGGCCGCUGCUGGGACCGGCCGGGCCGCUGCUGGGGCCGGCGCUGGCGGCCCGUCGCCGGCCGCCGCCGGCUCACCUGCCCAACACGGCGCGCGUGCUGUCUCUCGGACUGGACGAGUACCUGGCGCUGGUCUACAGUCAGCUGGCCGGGCCGGCCGGCGUCAGUCGCGCCGACGUGCGCCGUCUCUGCGCGCUGCUGGCCGGCGCGCUCGGGCGGCCGCCGCAACCGGCGGUAUUUCCGGCCGACGACGACACCGACGGCCCGACCGACGGAGCCGACGGCGGCCGCGUCGGCGGCGACGGCGACCAACCCGCGCUCGACCUGGAGCGCUUUCAGCAGGCAGUGUGCGCGCACUUCGGCGUGGCGGCGCGACCGGCGGCCAGUGCGCCGCUCGUGGAUGUGGAGGUGACCGUGGAGCGACGCGCUGCCGUCAUCGACCAGCUCGACAGGAGCAUCGCCGGCGCGCGCUCGCCGUCGGCGGCGACCAAGCGGCGUCGCGGUGUGCGCCUGCCGCGGGCUGGUCGCGCCGGCAGAGGCGGGGGCGCCGCGGACGGGUCCGACGAACCACCCGUGAGCCUGCUGCUGUUGGAGAGGGAGCUGACCGCGCUGCGGGAGCUGGUGGAGGACCUGAGACGCUCGCUGGUCGAGUCGGACGCCCGCAACAUCGGGCUGGAGGUGCGCGCCAGACGCACCCCGGAGAGGACGAUGGGCGGCGCCGCGGAGCCGUCCGACGCGCAGCCGGCCGAGGACAGCCGGGGCGGCGGCGAACACGGCAGCGGCGACGGCAGCGGCGACGGCAGCGGCGACGCGAGCCGAGAUGGCAGUGGUGAUGCCAGCAGAGAUGGCAGUGGUGAGAACAGUGACUCGGACCCCGCCUCGGACCCCAGCGUCGGCUCGGAAAGCUCCGAGCCGCCGGCUGCCAAGCCGCCGGCACUGCCGCCGCGCCCUAAAUCGUGCUGCGCCCUUCUGUCGACCUCGAGCACACCCGCGAGCCGUGCUGCCCCUCCCGUACCGCGGUCGAUUCUGGUGGUGCCCCGAUCCGCGCGCGACAAAGACAUCGAAGCCGAGACGAAUCGAUCAAUCAGUGAAUCCCAGCGUAACUUUGACGCGCUGAUUCGCGAGCUGCGAGCCAUCAGUGAGCCGCGAGCGCCUUACCACCCGGAGCUCUCUCUGGAGGACGAGCUGGAGCAGACGUACGAGGCGCUGCAGAUGACCCAGACUGACCUGGAGAGGUCGCGGGCCACCAUCCACGGCACGCGCACCCACCUGCGGGGCAAGGACCGUGAGGUGCGGCUGGCCAAACAGGACCUGAUCGCAGCGGAGGCAGCCGUCGCCAGGCUGCAGGAGCAGGUAAAGCAGCUGCAGAGUGACCUGCAGGCGUCGCAGCACCAGCACGAGAUGGAGCGGCUCGCCCACGAGCGCACCUCCCACCAGCUGGGCUACACGCGCGCCCAGCUGGCCGAGAGUCAGACGGCGCUGGAGCAGAGUCGCAGCGCGCUCCGCGACCUCCAGCAGCUCAGGCGUCGGGUGCUGGCGGAGCUGACCCAGACUCGCCACCUACUGGUGACCGCCCUGUGCCGGGUCAGACAACUGGAGGCUGCCUCUGAACAGGUGCCCGUCCUCGAGGCACGCGUCCACCAGCUGGAGAGCCUGCUGAAGAGAAGGUCCAGCAGCCAGGGUCGCCCGGCGUCUCAUGUGGACAGCGGCCUCUACUCUACCUCGGAGAGUGACCACGAGGACACGAGUCACGCGCAGCACAACCGGUCUACCGACACCACCUCAGAUGACUGCAGCAGGACGGCCGACUCAGGAGUCAUGAGCUCUGCAGGAGGAGUCGGAGUCGGAGUCGCAGCGGGAGCAGUCGCAGCGGCUGACGUGGUGGCAGCAGCGGCCGGAAACGCAGCGUGCUCAGCGACCACACCAGAGGAGACUGGGGGAGCGGUAGAGGGGGAGCGGGAGGAGAGAGCGGAGACGGAGCCGCGCACCGAGAGCCGGGCCUCGGCCGAUGACGAGCGAGUGAUGUCACCGGCUGAUGACGUCACCGAGGGCGCCGCCGCCUCGCCACCACGGUCCCGCAGCCGCCUGUCUUCGGAGUCUCGCCGUCGACUUCCCUCUGCCGGUUCGGAAGAGGAGCACGACGCACUCAUCCGACUCGAGGAGCAAGUCCACUGGCUCCGGCAGCAGUUCCUCGAGGCCGAGCGCGAGUGGGAGCAGGAGCGCCGUCAGCUGGUCGAGGAGGUCACUCAGCGUCAGGAGGACUGUCAGCUGAUGGCCGGCGACAUCCAGCACCUGGAGCAGGAGCAGCAGCCGCUCCUGCUCCUGCACGAGCGUGCAUCCAGCGUGGUGGACGUGCUGCAGAAUCUCAGACACGUGAACAUCUCCCCACGCGCGCUGGGACGUCUGGUGUACGACGCGCUGGAGCGGACACAGGAGUGCUCCUCCGGCGGCGGCAGCCAGCGCGCCUUCCGCUUUCUCACCUGUCUCCACCGAUCAGCCUCGGGCUACGAGCGUCUCAGCACCGAGAGUCUGAUCCAGCUGGCGCUGGAGGGACUCGGCAGGGCCGAGGAAGUCGCCGAUCACGUGUGACUCGCUCGCUGGCCUCGCGGGGACCAAAGCCUGCGCGACGAAGGUUGGACCGGCGACAGUCAGGGCUGGGCCGGCAGCAGUGAGGGUUGGGCCGGCGGAAAUGAGGGCUGGGCCGGUGGCAGCGAGGGCUGAGCCGGCAGCAGUGAGGGCUGAGCCGUCAGCAGUGAGGGCUCAGGCUGGGCCAGAGACGAAGGUAAAGGCGAGGUACGGGUCUGCAAACAGGGUUAGCAGGGAUCACUGAGACGGAGGGUCCUGACUCUGAGUGCAGGGCGGAGCGGUGUUAACGGAAGAGCGCAGGGAUCAGCCUAAUGUGCUGCUGUUGACACGUGUCUGUGCUGUGUAGGAGCUUGCAAAGUUGUGAUUUUCGUCAAUGUUGGUAGAUGCGCAAUAGAUAAUAUGUUGUCGUU
This is a messenger RNA of Amphibalanus amphitrite, 3890 nucleotides long. RefSeq lists its product as uncharacterized. Bases 832 to 3483 code for a protein of 883 amino acids. The record is from RefSeq and is a predicted model, not a curated record. NCBI's taxonomy places the organism in Eukaryota, Metazoa, Arthropoda, Thecostraca, Balanomorpha, Balanidae. The transcript has 8 exons.